UUCAAGGGAGACCACUCGCAGCGUCAUUAGGCACCGACCGGGCACCUGCAAACGUGCAAAACGCCAAAAUUUAAGCAAAAUGUUUGCAAGGAAAGCCGUGUCAGUUCUGAAACACGGACUUAUUGACACCAGUGCUAGUAGACUGAUCCAUUCUUCGGGUGUACUUGGAACGAAAGUUGCUGUGGUCCUGUCUGGGUGUGGUGUUUAUGAUGGAAGUGAAGUACAUGAAGCAUCGGCUAUACUAGUUCACUUAAGUCGAGGAGGUGCCGAUGUCUCUAUGUUUGCCCCUGACAAGAACCAGAUGCAUGUUGUCAACCACACCAAGGGAGAGCCCAUGGAACCAAACAGGAAUGUACUGCUGGAGUCGGCACGGAUUGCCAGAGGCAAAGUGGAAGCACUCUCAGGAUUGAAAGUACAGAAUUUUGAUGCUGUCAUUUUCCCAGGUGGAUUUGGUGCAGCCAAAAACCUAUCUACGUUUGCGUCGGAAGGGACAGCAAUGUCUGUGGAUUCUGAUGUGGAGAGAGUCCUAAAGGAGUUCCACACUGCAGCCAAACCAAUCGGACUGUGUUGUAUUGCCCCUGUGCUGGCUGCCAAGGUCAUACCAGGCUGUGAGGUCACUGUGGGGUCAGACCAGGAGGAAGGAGGGAGGUUCCCAUAUGCUGGAACAGCCGGCGCCAUUGAGGCCUUGGGAUCCAGACACAUCAAGAAGAAUGUUACUGAAUGUCAUGUUGACAGCAAGAACAAGAUUGUCACAACCCCGGCCUUCAUGUGCGAGACUGCUGUACACGAGAUCUACGAUGGAAUCGGAACUAUGAUCAAGUCCAUCCUCGGAAUGGCUAAAUAGAGCCAUGAAUUGUGUGCUGCAGUGGGACCCUGGAAACACAGAUUGUCAAUUGAAUAUUGACAGAGACAUUUAUGUGUACUAUAAAUCUAUUAACCCUGAUCCAGGAUAUGUGGACUAAGAUGACAUUACUUCAUGAUACCAAAGGAAUCCAGAUUAAGUCAUGUGGUCUUACUGUGUUACUCCCCUUGUCUCUAACAAGAUGGCAACACCUCAUGAUAAUAACAGUUUGUUUUCAUAUACAGUUGAUAUAUUUCAGUGGUCCCAAGGACUUGAGUAAGUGAAGUUUCAGUUACUUUGAACUCUUUUGAGAUUGGUGUGAGUUUCCAAGCAUGACAUGUCUCUAAAACUAGAUUGUUCAGUGGAGAUGCUAUGAUGUCGGUGAAGAGAUUACAAAUACAUGUAUAUUGGAUUCCAGUUCCUGAAUGAGGCAUAAUAAGAAUGUGUCUAUGUUUGAUCCUUGUAUGUGUUUGAAAGCUUGAAAGCUUGUGGAGUGCUAGUCUUGGAAGUAAAGCUUUGGAUACCCA
Molecule: messenger RNA, 1368 nt
Organism: Haliotis rubra (blacklip abalone)
Lineage: Eukaryota; Metazoa; Mollusca; Gastropoda; Lepetellida; Haliotidae
Product: glutamine amidotransferase-like class 1 domain-containing protein 3, mitochondrial
Exons: 7
Coding region: 80-844 (254 amino acids)
Cellular component (GO): mitochondrion
Source: RefSeq, a predicted model, not a curated record